CUCCCCUCCCUUUUCCCCCGCGGUUUCGCUAGAGAGCGAAGGGAAAGAGCGGCGCGCCUCGACCUCGACGGGUUGGGUUUUCAGGACAGACGGUUGGAAGGACGGCGCGGGGCUGCACAAACCGCGAGCAGGAUGGUAACGGACGUGCAACUGGCCAUCUUUGCCAACAUGCUUGGCGUCUCGCUGUUUCUCCUGGUCGUCCUUUAUCACUACGUGGCCGUCAACAACCCGAAGAAGCAGGAGUGAACGAGUGACUGGACUGCUCUCUUCUUACCCCAACCCCCCGAAAGAAUGCAGAGCCAUCAGCACAAGGAAGCAUGGAGCCCCAGAUACUCUAGCCGUACGUGGCUUUGUUGAAACCCUGAAGAUAAUAAAUGGUUAGAGAAUACACUUCAA
Molecule: messenger RNA, 396 nt
Organism: Python bivittatus (Burmese python)
Lineage: Eukaryota; Metazoa; Chordata; Lepidosauria; Squamata; Pythonidae
Gene: OST4
Product: oligosaccharyltransferase complex subunit 4, non-catalytic
Cellular component (GO): oligosaccharyltransferase complex
Source: RefSeq, a predicted model, not a curated record